Macadamia integrifolia is the source of this 2026-nucleotide messenger RNA. RefSeq lists its product as uncharacterized. Lineage: Eukaryota; Viridiplantae; Streptophyta; Magnoliopsida; Proteales; Proteaceae. The transcript has 2 exons. The record is from RefSeq and is a predicted model, not a curated record. The coding region runs from base 516 to 1502 and encodes 328 amino acids.
ACGACGGAAGGACGGAGGCCUAACGCCGCCUAACUCCGUUGACGGUGUUAACAAAAUUAUUCAAUAUUUUAACAGUUAAAUAGUUAAUUUAGUUUUUAUUUUUGUUCUCUUUUAUAGCAAUUUCUAUUUUCUGUAAAUCGAGGUCAAGUUUGGAGUUUGGACGCUCGUAACGACAGGAAGGUAUGAGUCGCCAUGUCCUCUCCUUCUCCCUCGGAUCUCGCCUUUCGUCCUCUUCGCUCGAUCCCUCUUGACUACGCCCUCUCUCUCUCUCUCUUUCGUCUUUUUCAUAUUUUCUUUUUUUCCCAUCAAAAUUAUUUAACGGCAGAUCUAUAAACCCUAUAUAUCUUUCUCCGUCGUUGAGUUCCGUUCUCUGAAAUUUCCCAGAAGACGAAGAUGCAUGGAAUGAAUCCAUAAUCCUAACGCUGAUUUACUUCCUCUGCGCUUUAAUUCAGGUUUCCGUUUACAGCUAAUCUGCAAAUUUUUGGGGAUUCUCUCUUUCCAGCGAUCGUUUGACGAUGACGGAUUUUCAGGAAGAGAGCGAUUCGUCUUUGUCGAUCUCCCUGCCCAAGAAUUCUAACCAUAAUUCUCCUUCUUUCUAUCGCCUUAUGAACAGCCCUGCUUCGUCUCCAGCCUCUUGGUUCGAGAUUCGGCUUUUUUAUGUUCGAAUUGCUCCUUGUGUGGUCGGCAGCGUUCCCACCCACCUCACCCUCCGCCACCUAAGACGCGAAAUUGGGGUUUCUCUGGAGAUUAAUGGUUCUCGCAUCCCUGCCUCCGAGACGACGUCUCUCACCCUCCGUCGCGAUCGUCUCGAUAAGGAGGCUUCCGAGGUCACCUAUGUCAGCACCGAUAGCGUUCGAGUGGCAGGCCCACUUGAAUUCGAGGUGUAUGAGAGGGAAGAUUUAAUUUUGUGUGGUUCUCUGGAACGCAUGGAAUCCCCUUGGAGCAAUGGCAGUGUCGGGUUCGAUCAUCAUCAGCAAAGGACAGAGAACGAUUCCAAGACGGGUUGGAGUAUGGAUUGCUGUACCGCAGCCUCGAUUGCUACGGGUUCUUCUGCGUUUUUCCAGCCAAAGUUGGGGGUUUCAUCGCCUUCCAUCGAGGUUUAUGUUGCCGGGUGCUCCUCUGGCUUCCCUCUCAUACUUACGAAGACAAUUCACCUCAGCCCCAGACGGAAGCUUCCACGACACGCCACACUUGAUGCUAUUCCCGAGGACGAAGAAACCGGAAAGGACCAGAAGAGCAUGAACGGUAUCGUUCGCCACAGGAAGUUGCAAAUUGCAGACACAGAAUCUGAUGGUUAUGAUUCUGAAGGGAAAAUUGGGGCCAGAUUAUACUCAGAAGAGAUGUACAUUGAUGAUGAUGGUCAGCUCUCAUGGUUUAAUGCUGGUGUUCGAGUUGGAGUGGGAAUCGGCCUAGGUAUGUGCCUUGGGAUUGGAAUUGGUGUGGGGCUGCUCAUGCGCUCAUACCAAGCAACAACCAGAACUUUCAGGAGGAGGUUUUUCUGAGCUUCAGUUUUAAAAUGGGAAACCUGUGGUUCAAGUUCAGAAAAAAUGGUGUUCUUCAUCAGAACACUCCCAAGUCGCAGCUGUGGGGGUUAAGAAGCCCAAGCAUUUGUCCUUCAUGUAACGUAAGAAUUUUGGUACGCGUUGUGGUUGUUGUACAGUUUUUGAGUUUGUAGAUUGGAGGUUUGUCUCGAUAAAAUGCCCUAAGGGAAGGAGCUGCCACUCUGGUUGAUCUUAUCGCUGUGACUGACGGGUUCUCACAAGGUGUAUAUUUCAACUGGGAUGAGGAGAUGGAUGUAAUGAAAGAUCAAUUCAAUCCUAGUAGUAGUACAUUCCAUGAUGGAGGAUGUGAUUUAGAACCAGAUCCUAGGUGGUUCAAUUUUGCAUCGUUGAGCUCACGCAGAUGUGUAGAAAAUGUUCUUGAGGAGAUAGUGUGAACUUAUGAGUGUAGGGUCUUCACUUGCUGAAUAUAUAUGUUUGCAGAAAUUGUGCAUCUUUUAUAAUAUGAGGUAUUAAUUUUCAGUGAA